Molecule: messenger RNA, 762 nt
Organism: Lentinula edodes (shiitake mushroom)
Lineage: Eukaryota; Fungi; Basidiomycota; Agaricomycetes; Agaricales; Omphalotaceae
Product: adenylate kinase-domain-containing protein
Exons: 5
Coding region: 1-762 (253 amino acids)
Biological process (GO): nucleobase-containing compound metabolic process
Cellular component (GO): cytoplasm
Molecular function (GO): AMP kinase activity; ATP binding
Source: RefSeq, a predicted model, not a curated record
AUGUUGCGCAUGCUUAUGUUUGGCAAGCCCGGAGCGGGCAAGGGUACUCUAAGUGGACGUCUUGUCAAGAAAUACGAUAUUGUCUCGCUUUCCACUGGGGAUCUGUUGAGGAUGCAUAUAAAUGAUAGAACCGAAGUCGGACGAAUGGCCGAGGAGAUUGUUGCUCAGGGGGGAUUGGUCCCAGACGAACUCAUGCUACAGGUCGUUACCAGUAAAUUAGACCGUCUGCACAACAAGCACUGGAUUCUGGAUGGAUUUCCUCGUACAUUCGCGCAAGGAGAGCUCCUAAACACGCAUCUCAAUAAGCAAAACACACCGUUAAGCUUGGUCGUGAAUCUUGAUGUUCCGGACGACAUCAUCCUCAGCCGUAUCUCGGAUCGCUGGGUGCACCUACCUUCCGGUCGUGUGUAUAAUCUCUCCUACAAUCCACCCAAAGUCGAAGGAUUCGACGAUGAGACUGGCGAACCCCUCACCAAAAGACCUGAUGAUAAUCCCGAAAUCUUUGCUCGCCGACUCGAAAAGUUUUACUCGACAACUUCACCUCUACUAGAUUUUUACGCUCGUCUAUCUCAGGCCCACGUUUCAACACCUCCGCAUCUAUCCGGAACUACAUCCGAUGAAAUUUGGCCUGAGCUGGAAAGGGUACUGAAAGAUACUUUUCCUGGGUUGAAAGAGAGGGCAGAGAGUGCUGAUGCACGGAGAAGGCAUAGUCUAAGUGAUGCUAUUGCUUCAGCCUCGAUGAACGCCACUAUAUCAAAAUAG